AGCAGGCGCGGCGGCGGCGCUGGUGGCGAGGAUGUCGCAGCCGCCGCUGCUCCCCGCCUCGGCGGAGACUCGGAAGUUCACCCGGGCGCUGAGUAAGCCGGGCACGGCGGCCGAGCUGCGGCAGAGCGUGUCGGAGGUGGUGCGCGGCUCGGUGCUCCUGGCCAAACCAAAGCUGAUUGAGCCACUCGACUAUGAAAAUGUCAUCGUCCAGAAGAAGACACAGAUCCUGAACGACUGUUUAAGGGAGAUGCUGCUCUUCCCUUAUGAUGACUUUCAGACGGCCAUCCUGAGACGACAGGGGCGGUACGUAUGUUCCACCAUCCCUGCCAACGCACAGCAGGAAGCUCAAAGCUUAUUUGUUACAGAGUGCAUCAAAACCUAUAAUUCUGACUGGCAUCUUGUGAACUACAAAUAUGAAGAUUACUCAGGAGAGUUUCGACAGCUUCCAAACAAAGUGGCCAAGUUGGAUAAACUUCCAGUUCAUGUCUAUGAAGUUGAUGAGGAGGUGGACAAAGAUGAGGAUGCUGCUUCCCUCGGCUCUCAGAAGGGUGGGGUCACCAAGCACGGAUGGCUGUACAAGGGCAACAUGAACAGUGCAAUAAGCGUGACCAUGAGGUCGUUUAAAAGACGAUUUUUCCACUUGAUUCAACUUGGUGAUGGGUCCUACAAUUUGAAUUUUUAUAAAGAUGAAAAGAUCUCCAAGGAACCAAAAGGAUCAAUAUUUCUGGAUUCCUGUAUGGGUGUGGUUCAGAACAACAAAGUCAGGCGUUUUGCUUUUGAGCUCAAGAUGCAGGACAAAAGUAGUUACCUUUUGGCAGCAGACAGUGAAGUGGAAAUGGAAGAGUGGAUCACAACUCUGAACAAGAUUCUCCAGCUCAACUUUGAAGCUGCAAUGCAAGAAAAGCGAAACGGAGACUCUCACGAAGAUGAUGAACAAAGCAAAAUAGAAGGUUCCGUUUCCGGUUUAGAUAGCUACCUGCCUGAACUUGCCAAGAGUAACAGAGAAGCAGAAAUCAAACUGAAAAGUGAAAGCAGAGUUAAACUUUUUUACUUGGACCCAGAUGCCCAGAAGCUUGACUUCUCGUCAGCUGAGCCAGAAGUGAAGCCAUUUGAAGAAAAGUUUGGAAAAAGAAUUCUUGUCAAGUGCAAUGACUUAUCUUUCAAUUUGCAAUGCUGUGUUGCUGAAAAUGAAGAAGGACCCACUACCAAUGUCGAGCCUUUCUUUGUUACUCUAUCCCUGUUUGACAUAAAAUACAACCGAAAGAUUUCUGCCGAUUUCCACGUGGACCUGAACCAUUUCUCAGUGAGGCAGAUGCUGGCCACCACACCCCCGUCUCUGAUGAACGGCGGGAGGCAGAGCUCGCCUGCCCUGCAGGACAUCCUUCACGAAGCCGCCAUGCAGUAUCCGAAGCAGGGAAUAUUUUCAGUCACGUGCCCUCAUCCUGAUAUAUUUCUUGUGGCUAGAAUUGAAAAAGUGCUUCAGGGGAGCAUCACACAUGGUGCUGAGCCAUACAUGAAAAGUUCAGACUCUUCUAAGGUUGCUCAGAAGGUGCUGAAGAAUGCCAAGCAGGCAUGCCAAAGACUAGGGCAGUACAGAAUGCCAUUUGCCUGGGCAGCAAGGACAUUGUUUAAGGAUGCAUCUGGAAACCUUGACAAAAAUGCCAGAUUUUCUGCUCUCUACAAGCAAGACAGCAAUAAGCUAUCCAAUGAAGACAUGCUCAAGUUGCUUGCAGACUUUCGGAAACCUGAGAAGAUGGCUAAACUCCCCGUGAUUUUGGGCAAUCUAGACAUUACAAUUGAUAAUGUUUCCUCAGACUUUCCUAAUUAUGUCAAUUCAUCAUACAUUCCUACGAAGCAGUUUGAAACCUGUACUAAAAUGCCAAUCACGUUUGAGGUAGAGGAAUUUGUGCCCUGCAUACCAAAACACACUCAGCCAUACACCAUCUACAACCACCACCUUUAUGUUUAUCCUAAGUCCUUGAAAUAUGACAGUCAAAAAUCUUUUGCCAAGGCCAGAAAUAUUGCUAUUUGCAUUGAAUUCAAAGAUUCAGAUGAGGAAGACUCUCAGCCUCUGAAGUGCAUUUAUGGCAGACCUGGUGGGCCAGUAUUCACAAGAAGCGCCUUUGCUGCAGUUUUACACCAUCACCAAAACCCAGAAUUUUAUGAUGAGAUUAAAAUAGAAUUGCCCACCCAGCUACAUGAAAAGCACCACUUGCUGUUCACAUUCUUCCAUGUCAGCUGUGAUAAUUCAAGCAAAGGAAGCACAAAGAAGAAGGAUGUUGUUGAAACACAAGUUGGAUAUUCCUGGCUUCCUCUCCUGAAAGAUGGAAGGGUGGUGACUAGCGAGCAGCACGUCCCUGUCUCAGCCAAUCUCCCAUCCGGCUACCUUGGCUACCAGGAGCUUGGGAUGGGCAGGCAUUAUGGUCCAGAAAUUAAAUGGGUAGAUGGAAGCAAGCCACUGCUGAAAGUUUCAACUCAUCUGGUUUCCACAGUGUAUACUCAGGAUCAGCACUUACAUAAUUUUUUCCAGUACUGUCAGAAAACCGAAUCCGGAGCCCAAGCCUUAGGGAGUGAACUUGUAAAAUACCUUAAGAGCCUGCACGCGAUGGAAGGUCACGUGAUGAUCGCCUUCUUGCCCACCAUCCUAAACCAGCUAUUCCGUGUCCUCACCCGAGCAACCCAGGAGGAAGUCGCCGUCAACGUGACACGGGUCAUUAUUCAUGUGGUUGCCCAGUGCCAUGAGGAAGGAUUGGAGAGCCACUUGAGGUCCUAUGUUAAGUAUGCUUACAAGGCUGAGCCGUAUAUUGCUUCCGAAUACAAGACGGUGCAUGAAGAGCUGACCAAAUCCAUGACCACAAUUCUCAAGCCUUCCGCCGAUUUCCUCACCAGCAACAAACUACUUAAGUAUUCCUGGUUUUUCUUUGAAGUUUUGAUCAAAUCCAUGGCUCAGCAUUUGAUAGAGAACUCCAAAGUUAAGUUAUUGCGAAACCAGAGAUUUCCUGCAUCCUGUCAUCAUGCAGUGGAAACUGUUGUGAAUAUGCUGAUGCCACACAUCACUCAGAAGUUUCGAGAUAACCCAGAGGCAUCUAAGAAUGCGAACCAUAGCCUGGCUGUGUUUAUCAAGAGAUGUUUCACCUUCAUGGAUAGGGGCUUUGUCUUUAAGCAGAUCAACAACUACAUCAGCUGCUUUGCUCCUGGAGAUCCUAAGACCCUCUUUGAAUACAAAUUUGAAUUUCUCCGUGUGGUAUGCAAUCAUGAACAUUAUAUUCCAUUGAAUUUACCAAUGCCAUUUGGAAAAGGCAGGAUUCAAAGAUAUCAAGCUUUUCUUUCACCAGCUGUGGAGUCAAAUGACACUCCUGUAGAUCUCCAGCUUGACUACGCAUUAACGGACGAGUUCUGCAGAAACCACUUCUUGGUGGGGCUGUUACUGAGGGAGGUGGGGACUGCCCUCCAGGAGUUCAGGGAGGUCCGGCUGAUUGCCAUCGGUGUGCUUAAGAACCUGCUGAUAAAGCAUUCUUUUGAUGACAGAUAUGCUUCCAGGAGCCAUCAAGCAAGGAUAGCCACUCUCUACCUGCCUCUGUUCGGUCUGCUGAUUGAGAAUGUCCAGCGGAUCAAUGUGAGAGAUGUGUCUCCAUUCCCCGUGAACCCUGGCAGUACUGUGAAGGAGGAGUCCCUUACUUUGCCAGCCAUGAACCCGAUAGUGACACCGCAGAAGUCUGGGAGCACGCUGGAUGCCAGUCUGCACAAGGACCUCUUUGGCGCCAUCUCUGGCAUUGCUUCUCCAUAUACAAACUCAACUCCAAACAUCAGUAGUGUGAGAAAUGCUGAUUCAAGAGGAUCCCUCAUAAGCACAGAUUCCGGGAACAGCCUUCCAGAAAGGAAUAGUGAGAAGAGCAAUUCCCUGGAUAAGAGGGAGAAGCUGCUCAGAAGGCACUCGGCUUGUGUCAUACGCGGAGCUGGAGAGGAGGAGAGCGGCCAGUCAGCCAGGAGACACCGGGUCACCAUGGACUUCUCGCUGCUAACGCUGCUGCCUCUGCCGGAGGAGGCCCCACAGGCGGCGCCCCUGCUCCCGCUGCAGGGAGGCCUGGGCUCUCCCAGCGGUGCUGAUGAACACCAGCAAAGUGGCACUUUGGGAAAUUCUGUUGUUCGCUGUGACAAACUUGACCAGUCUGAGAUUAAGAGCCUGCUGAUGUGUUUCCUCUACAUCUUAAAAAGCAUGUCUGAUGAUGCUUUGUUUACAUAUUGGAACAAGGCCUCAACAUCUGAACUUAUGGAUUUUUUUACAAUAUUGGAAGUCUGCUUGCACCAGUUCCAGUACAUGGGGAAGCGAUAUAUCGCCAGGAACCAGGAGGGGUUGGGACCCAUAGUUCAUGAUCGAAAAUCUCAGACAUUGCCUGUUUCCCGUAACAGAACAGGAAUGAUGCAUGCCAGAUUGCAGCAGCUGGGCAGCCUGGAUAACUCUCUCACUUUUAACCACAGCUAUGGCCACUCGGACGCAGAUGUUCUCCACCAGUCGUUACUUGAAGCCAAUAUUGCUACUGAGGUGUGCCUGACAGCUCUGGACACCCUCUCUCUAUUUACACUGGCAUUUAAGAACCAGCUCCUGGCUGACCAUGGACAUAAUCCCCUCAUGAAAAAGGUUUUUGACGUCUACCUGUGUUUUCUUCAAAAACAUCAGUCUGAAACGGCUUUAAAAAAUGUCUUCACUGCCUUCAGGUCAUUAAUCUAUAAGUUUCCCUCAACGUUCUAUGAGCGGAGAGCGGACAUGUGCGCAGCCCUGUGCUAUGAGAUCCUGAAAUGCUGCAACUCCAAGCUGAGCUCCAUCAGGACUGAGGCCUCCCAGCUGCUGUACUUCUUGAUGAGGAACAACUUCGACUAUACUGGCAAGAAGUCCUUUGUCCGGACGCAUCUGCAGGUCAUUAUUUCCGUCAGCCAACUGAUAGCAGACGUUGUUGGCAUUGGGGGAACCAGAUUCCAACAGUCCUUGUCUAUCAUCAACAACUGUGCCAACAGUGACAGGCUCAUCAAGCACACCACCUUCUCCUCGGACGUGAAGGACCUGACCAAAAGGAUCCGCACGGUUCUGAUGGCCACGGCCCAGAUGAAGGAGCACGAGAAUGACCCCGAGAUGCUGGUGGACCUCCAGUACAGCCUGGCCAAGUCCUACGCCAGCACCCCCGAGCUCCGGAAGACAUGGCUGGACAGCAUGGCCCGGAUCCAUGUCAAAAACGGGGACCUGUCCGAGGCAGCAAUGUGCUAUGUCCAUGUCACAGCCCUGGUGGCAGAAUAUCUCACACGGAAAGAAGCAGACCUAACCCUCCAGCUGGAGCCGUCCUUCCUCCCCUCCAGCCACAGCAUCUGCCAGAAGAGGCGCCGGGGAGGCAUGUUUAGACAAGGAUGCGCAGCUUUCAGGGUGAUUACCCCGAACAUAGAUGAGGAGGCCUCCAUGAUGGAAGACGUCGGCAUGCAGGACGUCCACUUCAACGAGGAUGUGCUCAUGGAGCUCCUGGAACAGUGUGCAGACGGACUCUGGAAGGCCGAGCGCUAUGAGCUGAUUGCCGACAUUUAUAAGCUCAUCAUCCCCAUCUACGAGAAGCGGAGGGAUUUUGAGAGGCUGGCCCAUCUGUAUGACACACUGCACCGAGCCUACAGCAAGGUGACCGAGGUCAUGCACUCGGGCCGAAGGCUUCUGGGGACGUACUUCCGAGUAGCCUUCUUCGGACAGGGAUUCUUUGAAGAUGAAGAUGGAAAGGAGUAUAUCUAUAAGGAACCCAAACUCACGCCUCUGUCAGAAAUUUCUCAGAGACUCCUUAAACUUUACUCAGAUAAAUUUGGUUCUGAAAACGUCAAAAUGAUACAAGAUUCUGGCAAGGUCAACCCUAAGGAUCUGGAUUCCAAGUAUGCGUAUAUCCAGGUGACUCAUGUGAUCCCAUUCUUUGAUGAGAAGGAAUUGCAAGAAAGAAAAACAGAGUUUGAAAGAUCUCACAACAUUCGCCGCUUCAUGUUUGAGAUGCCCUUCACCCAGACUGGGAAAAGACAGGGAGGCGUCGAGGAGCAGUGCAAACGGCGCACCAUACUGACAGCCAUACACUGCUUCCCUUACGUGAAGAAGCGGAUCCCCGUCAUGUACCAGCACCACACGGACCUGAACCCCAUCGAGGUGGCCAUUGACGAGAUGAGUAAGAAGGUGGCCGAGCUCCGGCAGCUGUGCUCCUCGGCCGAAGUGGACAUGAUCAAACUGCAGCUCAAACUCCAGGGCAGUGUGAGCGUCCAGGUCAAUGCUGGUCCACUAGCAUAUGCCCGAGCUUUCUUAGAUGACACAAACACAAAAAGAUAUCCUGACAAUAAAGUGAAGUUGCUUAAAGAAGUUUUCAGGCAAUUUGUGGAAGCUUGCGGUCAAGCCUUAGCGGUAAAUGAACGGCUGAUCAAAGAGGACCAGUUAGAGUAUCAGGAGGAAAUGAAGGCCAACUACAGGGAAAUGACAAAAGAGCUUUCUGAAAUCAUGCAUGAGCAGAUUUGCCCCCUGGAGGAGAAGACCAGCGUUUUGCCAAAUUCCCUUCACAUCUUCAACGCCAUCAGUGGGACUCCAACAAGCACGCUGGUUCACGGCAUGACCAGCUCGUCCUCCGUGGUGUGACUUCAUCUCGUGGACCGCGUGUUGGGACUUGCUUUGUCAUUUGCAGACUCAGGAUGACCUCCAAAGCUAAUCACUGGGCACGUGCGAGACACGGGGAGACCGGGCACAAGGAGCAGUCGAGGGGGCGCGAGAAGGGAAAGAAAGACCGUGUUAUUUCAUGGCGGAUGUUCUGGAGGAGUCAGAGGAGAGUACACAUACUGUUUCAAACCUUGCUGGCAAUAUUCAACAUUUUCAUUAUGUCUUAACAGAGGUAUGUGGUGGACACUCGUAAGCUGGAGUUAAAUUGUACUCUUCCUUACAGAGUAGUAUUAAAAAUAAACGGCCUGGAGAAAACAAGUAUUCUGGAAAGCACUGAAAUCGAGGCUGGGGUAACCUUUUGCCUCUAGGCUAAGCUGGAAAAUCUUGAAAAUAUUUUUUUUUUCCUGUGGCACAUUCAGGUUGAAUACAAGAACUAUUUUUGUGACUAGUUUUUGAUGACCUAAGGGAACCGACCAUUGUAAUUUUUGUACCAGUGAACCCGGAGGUUUAGUGCUUUUAUACUCAUUUACUUGCAUUUAAAAAAUAUGAAAGCUUAAGGAACUAUGUGAGCUUAAGACGAGUCAAGCCGUUUAGAACCAAAGGCCUGUAUUAAUAAACACAACUAUGCUAAACAUUUAAAGUAGUACAGUAUACUGUUAUGUACAUAGAGUUUGUUAAUACAGUCUUGGCAUUGUGUACAUACACGUAUGACAUUUCUACAUUUUUAAUACUCCCAUCAGCUUCCGCAUAAAGUUUAAUUGUGACAGAUUUGUGUUGUUCUUAGUAUACGCAAUACACUUGACUUUACUGUUUUAUUCUUGUACAUAAAAAAAGUGCAAUAUGGAGAUGUAUACAGUCUUUGCUAUGUUAGGUUUAUAAACUGUUUUAAAGAUUUCAUCCUUUUGCCAAAAUGGUGGAGUAUGUCAUUGGUAAAUCAUAAAUCCUGUGGUGAAUAGUGGUGUAAUGUAAAGCUUUCACCAUGUUAUAUUUUCUUUUCAGACAUUAAUUUAGUAAUUUUAUAUUUGGGAAAAAUAAAGGUUUUUAAUUUUAUUUAACUAGAAUCUCUGCCCUGCUGUAAUUAAACAUUCUGUACCACAGCUGUAUUAAAAAUAAUAUUGCUGAUUUUCCGGUAGUGAGUAUUGGGUAUUUAUUGUCUGACAGUCCUAAGAGGGGCAGGAUAUUGAAAUAUUUGGGGGUGAAAUGUGGUAAAAGAAAUUUGCUUUAAAAUACCUAAGGGGGAAAAAAAGAGGGUAGGUAGAUGACAAAUGUUGGUAAUUGUGGAAGCUGAGGCUGGGUACGUUUCUCUGCCUUUGUGUAAGUUUCCACGGUACAGAUUUCAAGAGGCAGGGCUAGGGGCCAGAUCUUCCAGGGGAUGUGGAUAAAUGCUUUGUGACACUGCAGUCUGGCUCUGAAUUCUACUGGUUGUUCCCAAGUAUACAUAGACAAGUUAAUACCUCUGCCUCUUCCUCUUCAACUCCACCGAGGUCUCCGUCUUUGCCGUCUCCCCGCUUGCUCUGAAGGCGAGUACUGUGGGGUAGGGCGGUCGUCCAUC
Messenger RNA from Kogia breviceps (pygmy sperm whale), 8207 nucleotides. Lineage: Eukaryota; Metazoa; Chordata; Mammalia; Artiodactyla; Physeteridae. The record is from RefSeq and is a predicted model, not a curated record.